AGGAGCGGCUUUAUUUCUGGGAACUGUGUGUCUGUGCACCCCCUCUUCCCCACGAUUGGAACAUUCCCAUUGUCCCGCGGGGUUCCAUGCAGGCUCCGCGUUCUAUCCGGGAUUCCUCAGGUAGCUGCGAUUGAGCAGCGGUCCCAACCAGGAGAAAGAUGUCAAAAUUGAUUACAGAUAUCUUUAAUACUCAGAGUGAUGAUGAAGAAUUUCUGGGUUUUCCAGAGGAAGAUUUUAGGAACAGAGAUGGCCAUCUUAAUUAUAUACCAAAAUUAAUAGCCGACAUCUUUGAUGCACCAAGUGAUGAUGAGUUUUUGGGCUUUCAAGAUUUUGAAUGUAACACACCACAUGAUCAUGCAGAUGACAGCCUAAACCAGCAUAUUAAUAAUUUCCAGUCCAAAUUUAUUACAGAAGAGCUUAUUGAGAUUUUCACGGUGGAUAGAUGGUCGACUGAUUAUGUUUUUGAAGGUUUCCCUGAACAUAUUCAUGAACCUGAUGACAAAGAGGAUUUAAGGUCUGAGAGUUUGGAAAUGGAGGAUGAAGAUGAGGGUUUCACUGAAUAUGAUGAUGAUGAAUCGUCCAUAGAGAGUGAGAUGGAGACAAUGCCAAAGAAAGGGCAUUUUGGACUGCGUGUGGCAUUUAAGUUCCCUACAAGACGGCCAGUGAAAAGAAAGCAGCGAGACAUCCAGGAAUCUGAGGAGUCUGAAUCAGAUGAUGACUCGGCACCUGGAAAGAAAAACUCUAAUGUAUUGCUAAAGAGGGCCAUGAACAUCAAAGAAAAUAAAGAAAUGCUUGCUAAACUCAUGGCAGAAUUAAAAACAAUGCCUGGACUCUUUCCAGUGAAAGUGUGUACUACUUCAUCACCAAAACAAAAACGAACUCCAAAGAGAACAUUUUCUGAAGGCAAGGUUGAGCGCCGUGUUAAUCCAAGCAGAAGUGCGCGUCCCCCUGAAGGUUUCUCUGUAGAAAAAUUUGCAAUUUCUCCAACCAAACUUAUGAGUCAAGUGAAAAAAUUCCACUUGAGAACUGAUCUCACAAAUCGUUUUGUUGAGGAUGGAAGUCUGACCAAGAGGAGGCGAAGAUCUUCAAAAGGCACGCCAAGACCUGUUGAUGAUAUCACCGAAGAGGAUUUGGAAAAUGUUGCCAUUACGGUUAAAGAUAAAAUUUAUGAUCGUUGUUUGGGCAGCACUUGCCAUCAGUGCCGGCAGAAAACAAUCGAUACAAAAACAGUAUGCCGUAAUCAAGAUUGCUAUGGUGUGAGGGGACAAUUCUGUGGGCCUUGUCUGCGUAAUCGAUAUGGUGAAAAUGUGAGAUCAGCCCUUCUAAACCCUGAUUGGGUAUGUCCCCCUUGCAGAGGUAUCUGUAACUGUAGCUUCUGUCGUCGUCGGGAUGGACGCUGUGCCACUGGCAUUCUUGUUCAUUUGGCAAAAUUUUAUGGAUAUGACAAUGUUCAAGCCUAUUUGGAAAGCUUACAGAAGCAACUAACUGAAGAUUGAGGGAGCAACUAGUUUCUGUAAACGCAUGAAAGAAAAAGCUUGCAGCUGUUUUUAGUAAAUUGACUUUAUUUUUUUUAUGAAACCUGUAUAAAAAGCACACUUUAUUUUAAUAUUACAACUACUGGUAAUUUACCAGAAUUUGAAAAUAAUUAGCAGAAAUAGUGUAAAUGCCAUCUGAAGAAUUUGAAUUGUAGAGUUUUUUUGAAGCUUUGUAAUAGUUUUGACAAGUUUCUUGUUUUCAGGUGUUUGUACAAAUCCUGUGUUUAAGAAUCUAUCAUAUGAAUAGAUAAUUAUUGCAAUGUCAGGGACCAUGGAUGAUUGCAAGUAUUUGUUUUAUUGAUAUUCAAAAAUAAUGUUUUGUUUACAUGACUACAUGAACAAAGAGAUGUAGUGCUAUUGUGUAUUAGCCUAUAGCAGUGCAGAUGCAACACUAUCUCAUGUUGCAUGCAACAUAAAUCCGAAGAUGGGUCAAGCAAACUGGAAAUUGUGUUGAUGAAUGGCUUUACAUGUAAUUUUUGGUAAUUCUUCAUUACAGUUAAAUCUUGAAUCCUUUGGAAGCGUUAGUGUUUUUAUUUUAAAAUGCAGCAUGGAAGUUGGGAUUUGCAUUUUAUGCAAGAAAAUGACAAUGUGUAUAAUCUUUUACUUUGAUUAAAAAUAUUCAAAUAAA
Messenger RNA from Hemiscyllium ocellatum (epaulette shark), 2163 nucleotides. RefSeq names its product cell division cycle associated 7b (gene cdca7b). The transcript has 11 exons. Bases 159 to 1496 code for a protein of 445 amino acids. Gene Ontology annotation, biological process: regulation of DNA-templated transcription. The record is from RefSeq and is a predicted model, not a curated record. NCBI's taxonomy places the organism in Eukaryota, Metazoa, Chordata, Chondrichthyes, Orectolobiformes, Hemiscylliidae. Gene Ontology annotation, cellular component: nucleus.